UUUCCUUCAUUAAAACGUCCAUUGUUUCAAAUGACUUAUGCUGAUGCAAUUGAAUGGCUGCACAAAAAUAAUGUAAAUAAUGGCGAGGGAAAACCUUUUGAGUUUGCACAAGACAUUCCAGAAGGUCCUGAACGACAAAUGACUGAUACAAUUGGACAGAUUUUUCGACAUGGACAGCGUCUACCCACAAGUUUCCUAUCUUUUCCUAGCGAAGGAAAACCUCCCAGAAUUGUUCAAAAAUUGGAGAGAGGCGAAUUAACAAUUGAAGGGAUGAGGCAAGAAUAUCAGCUUGGAAAGCUUUUGAGAACAUUUUAUGGCGAUUUUUUGGGUGAAAUGUACCGGCCUAGAGAGAUAAACAUCAAAAGUGGCCGAGACAACCGAACAUUGACAAGCGCCCAGUUAUUACUUGCCGGCCUAUUCCCUCCUUUAAACGAACAAAUUUGGGACAACCAGCUUUUGUGGCAGCCAAUACCAAUCGAAACAGUUGAAAUUUUGGAUCAUCAAUCUUUUGGGAUGUUUGACCAUUGCCCUGAAGGGGAGAGGAAUUUAAAAGAGGGUGAAGGAUAUAAGAGGUUGGAGGGGUUAUUUAAAGAAGAAAUUGAAAAAAUGGAGGAAGACACGCAAAUGAAGAUUGAUGGAAUUUUUAUACUUCAACGAGUGUUGGAUAGCAUCGUUACAAGGUCAAAACUGCCCCAACUUCUUCCUUUGCCUGCUUGGGCUAACUCUUCAAAAUAUUUGGAAGAAAGAAGGAAAAAACAUUUAUCUCUUCAUAUUGGCCUAAUCGAUUUAUUUUUGGAAAGUAUGGGGGGUUGGCAUUUUGAUCAAAUUUUGGGAAGGAUGGAUGAUGCUGUUGGGAAGAGGAAUGAUCAAAAAUCGAUGUUGUACUCAGCGCACGACACAAACAUUUUAACAAUUGGACGCUUUCUAGGCAUUGAACACAUCAACUCAAUCCUUUCGGAUUAUGCCAGCUUUUUGGUUUUUGAAUUACACAGCAAUAAAAGUUUUGAUGGGGAAGAAUAUUUUGUGGAGAUAAAAUUCCGUAAUGGAUUAAAUUCAACAACAGAAACAUUAAAAAUCGAAAAUUGUCAAAAUCCCUGUCCUCUUGCAAAAUUUCGCAACCUCGGAAGACGCGUGACCAGUGCCCAAUGGAUGCGACAGUGUCUAGGGUCAGAACUUUUGGAUUAUCAAUGUGGAACGUAUGGACCGGUUGCGGCUGCUCUACUUCUACUUGUUGUAUUAUUAAUGGCUUCCCUACUUUCUGUAUUUCUUUCUUGCCGGUCUUACAAAAGGAAUUAUCAAUAUUUAUUGGAAUGUGAAGAAAAUAGUCCUCUUAUUAGCAAAAAUAAUAGAUAA
Meloidogyne enterolobii is the source of this 1353-nucleotide messenger RNA. The record is from the annotation of a GenBank genome assembly. Lineage: Eukaryota; Metazoa; Nematoda; Chromadorea; Rhabditida; Meloidogynidae.